AUGAAACCUUACAUACUAUCAAAUUACUGCUACUGUAAUUAUUAUUACACAUUGCUAGUUAAUUACUUAGUAAUAUUUAUAACGAAUUUUAAUUUCGCCAUGGCAACUAGUUAUGAGCUAAAGGAAUUAUUGAGACAAAAACGCUAUCUCGUCUAUCCAAACCCACUCGGUAGUGAAACUAAAGUCCAGGUUCUUUUUGGCCUAGGACUGCCGAUGGAAUCGGAGGUAUCGGUUAUUCUAGGAUACGUAUUGAAAUGUAAUUACAAUUUGCCUUACAACUCAUCAUCAUUCACCGAACCGUACGUAAGAUACCAGAGAGACACUGAUAGAAACGGUAAUAAAAAUGAAAACAAGAGCAAUAGGAAAAGUUUUAGAAUAAAAUCGGAAGAAUCACUAUCGAGAUGGGAUUUAUAUCGCAUUUUGGAGUCUGCUCUUGAGACUUUGGGCUAUCCGGGUAAAGUAUGUUUACUUCGCGCUGUCUGCGAAGCUGCGGAACUUCCUUUUGAUCGAAGUCAUGGAUUACUUGGCGAGCUUCUACAUGCUUUACUCACACCAUCUUCAACUUCUGAAUACUCAGACGUAUACGAAGAUCGCGAAUAUCUUGCUGCUGAACAUAUCGGUAAAAAUAAAAUAAAUAAGCAGUCAAAAGGUCAAUGUAAAUAUAUUUUCCAUGAGUGCAUUUACAGUCCAUUAGACUAUUUCACUUUGAUUAUAAUUAUUUUAAUAACACUCAAUAAUUAUUCGAUGACAGUAGACGGCAGUGAUAUUAAAAUCCGCAAGCAACGUUACUUGAUCCACCCUCCGCCAAGUAAUUGGGCCGGCACAAAAAUGCAGUUGAUUGCUGGUCUAGGUUUGCCAAUGGAUGUAGACGUCAGUACAAUCAUCGGAUAUGUUAUAAAAUUCAAUUACAAUCUACCUUUCAAUGCUUCCGAUCUAACCGAACCUUACAUUCGAUAUCAGAGAUCCACUUCUAAUCACCAAUACCCAGAAGGAUUUACAUCACGAUGGGAGAUUUACCGGAUGAUCGAGUCAACUUUAGUGGGUUUUAGUUCAGGAAGAAGCUGCUUUUUAAGAGUGAUUUGCGAGGCUGCUGCACUUCCUUUCUCCAGAUCCCAGGGAAUUUUGCCACAACUUAUUCAGAUACUUCUCACCCCAUCGUCAACAAACGAAAAAUAUAUCGAUAACACCGACCAAGAGUUUCAUGCAGCUGAGCUUGAAGGAAAAAAAAAUCCCGGUGAUUGUCAUAAAAUUUUUUCCGAUUGCUAUGAAAAUAUUCUUGAUUACUUUACCGACGUAAUUAAUUAAUUGCUGCCGCAAAUUAUUGAAUACCAAGAAAAUAAAAAUAGUAAUAAUAAAGAAAAACAAAUUAAAAGUAUAAAAUGAAGAAAAUAAAAGUUGUGAAAAACUUGAACAACUGGCAUAAGAUUGUGAAAAUAAAUAAAAUAAAAAAUAAAAAAAUAUUACGUCAUAUCCUACCCGUUUUCUAUAUUAUAUACAGUAAUAUUACUUUUUGGUAUAUAUAUACAGGAGUAGAAAACAACGAGUCAAAAUAUGUGGAGACCCGCAGCACACGAGUACCGGGUGACGGUAUUGGUACGUGACGCAGUUAUCGGAUGUUAUUGGCAUUUUUGUUGCUCGAUAACAACAAUAUACGUACCGUAAAGAGAAUAAAGAGUUUUUAGAAAAAAAACCAAAAUAACAAUAAUAAUACCUGGUUUUAAUUUAUCACGAGUAAGCAAAAUAAAAUUACAGAAAAUUGAAAAGUAGAUAAUUUUUUAUAUUAUUUUUUUAUUGAAUCGAGAGUUGAAAAUUUUAAUUUGAUAAGUAAAAAUAUAAUUAAAUUUUUUUUUUAUUGUAGUUUUGUUAUCGCAAAUCGUUUAUUUUUUUAUGAGCAUAGCAUGCAUGUAACAUUCCCAGUAAACUCAUAACUUCGUAUACAGUUCAAUAAAUAUUGAAAAAUAAAUACAGACGUAAAGUACAUUUCUUACUUGGCUUCAGAAACAUAUAUCCAAGGUUUUAGCUGCUUUAACGUCCGGACCAAAUGCUUACGUUAUACAUCCACGAGUAUAUGGGCCUAAAGUACCUACUGUACCUACUCUGCCCACUGUAUACCAUACCUACCAGCUAUAUUAAAUCUAUUAUAUAUAAAUAUAAAAAACCAGGGUUGUAAGUUUUAUUAGAUCGUAAUUCAAUUUCAAAUCGAUUCUCAUUCUCUACUAUGAAAAAUAUAAAAAAAAAAACUCAGUAAUGAUUCAAGUGAAUUCGCGACUACGAAUGUUACAGACGUUGAUAAUUUAACUCGUACAAGUUAAUUUUUUUUAUCAUUUUAUUUAUUUAAUUGCUCUAUAUAUUUUUUCCAAUAGAUUUAUUUUUUCAAUAAAAAUUUUAUAAAAUCAUUAAUAAAAUAAAUAUUAUCAAUACAAGUGUGAUUUUUAAAAACAAUUAGAGCAAAAAGUUCAGAUGGUCCACGAAAUAUAAAA
Microplitis mediator is the source of this 2480-nucleotide messenger RNA. RefSeq lists its product as uncharacterized. The transcript has 6 exons. The record is from RefSeq and is a predicted model, not a curated record. Lineage: Eukaryota; Metazoa; Arthropoda; Insecta; Hymenoptera; Braconidae. The coding region runs from base 1 to 1305 and encodes 434 amino acids.